AUGUCUCCCAUUGCCCAAGCCGGUGCUGGCGCCGCCUCCAAGGAUGUCAAGAGAGAAUCCGCGACCGCUCGUCUUCUCGGUUCCGGCUCUGCUGGUAUCGCCGAGCUGAUGGUUUUCCACCCUGUCGACACCACGGCUAAGCGGUUGAUGAGCAACCAGUCCCGGAUAACUUCCGCCAGCGCUUUCAAACAAGUUGUUUUCAAAGAGUACGCCAAUGCGCCGGUCGCCCGCAAGUUCACCUCUCUCUUCCCUGGCCUGGGAUAUGCUGCUGGUUACAAGGUUCGUGAACCCGGGACGGUCCUUCAACGGAUUUACAAGUACGGCGGUCAACCCUUUGCGCGAGACUACUUGGCCAAGCACCACGGUACCGAUUUUGAUAAUGCAUUCGGAAAGGGAACUGGCAAGGCCAUUAUGCAUGCGACUGCUGGAAGUUUGAUCGGCAUUGGAGAGAUUGUUCUGCUUCCUCUGGAUGUUCUGAAGAUUAAGCGCCAGACGAACCCCGAGGCCUUCCGUGGCCGUGGCCUCUUCAAAAUCAUCUCCGAUGAGGGUAUGGGACUGUACCGGGGUGCCGGCUGGACGGCCGCCCGCAACGCUCCCGGCUCAUUCGCGCUUUUCGGUGGAUCUGCGUUUGCCAAGGAAUACAUCUACGACCUGAAGGACUACAACUCAGCCAGCUGGGCGCAGAACUUCGUCGCCUCGGUCUGCGGUGCCAGCGCCUCGCUGGUCGUUUCCGCGCCCCUGGACGUGAUUAAGACCCGGAUCCAGAACCGCAACUUCGACAACCCGGAGUCGGGCUUCCGAAUUAUCUCCAACAUGGCCAAGAACGAGGGUGUUACCAGCUUCUUCAAGGGCCUGACCCCCAAGUUGCUGAUGACGGGUCCCAAGCUGGUGUUCAGCUUCUGGCUGGCACAGACAUUGAUCCCUGCCUUUGGCCAGGUUGUAUAG
Messenger RNA from Penicillium alfredii, 945 nucleotides. RefSeq names its product putative mitochondrial GTP/GDP transporter Ggc1. The transcript is spliced from 7 exons. The coding region runs from base 1 to 945 and encodes 314 amino acids. Gene Ontology annotation, molecular function: guanine nucleotide transmembrane transporter activity. Gene Ontology annotation, cellular component: mitochondrion. Lineage: Eukaryota; Fungi; Ascomycota; Eurotiomycetes; Eurotiales; Aspergillaceae. The record is from RefSeq and is a predicted model, not a curated record.